AUGAUUAGCAACAAAGAAACACAAAUUGUCAUCUUGAUUAUCAUCACCUUCUUUUUCUACACAUCUUAUGCAACUCUCAGCUACAAUGUGAAGAGUUUCGGAGCAAAAUCGAACGGAAAAUCCGACUGCACAAAGGCUUUCCUUACUGCGUGGAGUGCCGCCUGCGCCGCCACAAAACCGGCAACAAUUUACGUUCCGGGGGGACGAUAUCUUCUGCGAAAUGUAGUAUUUUCCGGCAAGUUGUGCAAGAACAAGGAAAUCACUAUUCGGAUAGAUGGCACUCUUGUAGCUCCGAAUAACUAUAGCGUGAUAGGGAAUUCCGGCACGUGGUUGAAGUUCGAGAAGGUCACCGGAGUUUCCAUAUACGGAGGAACCCUAGGCGGUAAAGGGGCAGUGCUAUGGGCUUGCAAGAACUCCGGCCAGAAUUGCCCCAAGGGAGCAACGGUUAGUUGA
This is a messenger RNA of Salvia splendens (bonfire salvia), 453 nucleotides long. RefSeq names its product polygalacturonase-like. The record is from RefSeq and is a predicted model, not a curated record. The transcript has a single exon. Lineage: Eukaryota; Viridiplantae; Streptophyta; Magnoliopsida; Lamiales; Lamiaceae. Bases 1 to 453 code for a protein of 150 amino acids.